Molecule: messenger RNA, 2920 nt
Organism: Corylus avellana
Lineage: Eukaryota; Viridiplantae; Streptophyta; Magnoliopsida; Fagales; Betulaceae
Source: RefSeq, a predicted model, not a curated record
CCCAAAAACCCCUAAAGCAAAAACACUCUCUCAGAGUCUCUGAGCUCGAAGGCAAAGGCAAUGGCGGAGAGAGGAGAAAUCUCUGUCAUAACACUAGGAGGCAAGGGCAUCUCUCUCUCCCCAUCCUCACUCUACGCCGUCGCCACCGGCCUCGCUCAGGUGCGCGCCGACUCAUCUGCGCUCGAUAGGCUUGCCUCCUCCUCCUCCAAUCAGCGCCCGCCAUCAGUCAAUCACGAAAUCACCCUCCCCAAAACCUUUACCAUAGUCGAAUCCCGCGCCUUCCUUACUGUGCUCCUCAACAAGCUCCUCCUCUCCGCUUCCCCAGGCAUUCGCACUGUCCUUCCGGUUCGAUUCUCCGAAGCACUGAAUUCCAGGUCUCAAGCCCUAGAAUUCGAACCCCUUGAUGUGACCCAAGAGGAGCUCUAUGUGCUGGAGAAAUCAUCCUCUGCUUUGUACGGCGUGUUCGCCAUUUUGGACCACGAAUCCGCGGCUUUAUCGGUAGUUUCCGACGCCGUCGCCGCCAUUUCGUGUGAGGCAGCGAGAGCCGACUUGGCGGCGUUCAAUUCGGUGGAUUCCGGAGAUGGGUUUUCGGCGAAGGAGGAGGUUGUGGUGGCCAGUGAUAUGAAGGUCUUGCUCAAUGGGUCGAAGUUGGUGGGUAAGGUUGAGAGUUUAUCGGUCUCAAAAAUCCCGAAACUUCACGGGUGCUUGAGGAAGAUAGCGAAGUUGGUUCAUACCGAGACGCGAAUCGGGUUGAAUUCGGGCGUGGCGGUGGCGAAUGCGGAAGGACCGUUGGUGCAUACCGUGUUGUCACCAUUGGCCUCGGCGCUGUACUACUUGGGGGAGUGUAGCUUGAACCGUGCUAAAUCGAAUUUGGAUUUGGUUGGCAGCGAUGAUUUGCGGUCGAGUUUGGGGAGUUUGUUUGAAAGGAAAUGCGUGAGUAGUGAGAGUUUUAGUAAUGCGUUUGAGUUGGUUUCGGAAUUGGGAUGCAAAAAGGAGUAUGAAAAGUUUGUGCACGAAGUGAAUGUGUUGUUGGGAAUGGUGUGGAAGAUUGUGGCGUGGGAGGCGAUAACGGGUUUCAUUGCGCUUGAGGGUGUGGAAUGGAAUGAGAAGAGUGAAAAGGGUGUUGAGGUGAAUGGAGGGAAUGUGAAGGUGGAGAGGAAGAGUGAGAAGAAGAAGAAGGUGGUGCUGGGGAAAGGGACUGGUGUGAUUGUGCAAUUGAUUAAGGAUAGGUUGCAGGGUAAGGGAGUGGGUGGGAUUGGGGGUUCAGGGUUAUUGGAGAUAUGGGUGGGAGAACUUUUGCUGUUUUUGCACCCGAAGGAUCGGGAAUUCGACGGUUUGUUGCAAAGGGUGAGGGAGAUUGUGGAAAGCAAUGAAAGUAGAAGACUGCCAAAGCUUCCCAAGGGUACUCGUGAUUUUUCGAAAGAACAAAUGACAAUAAGAAAGGGAGCUUUUUCACUUAUAGAGGGGGUUUUCGAGAAGCAUGGUGCUAUGGCCUUGGAUACUCCAGUUUUUGAAUUGAGAGAAACUCUCAUGGGAAAAUAUGGGGAAGAUUCAAAGUUGAUUUAUGAUCUUGCUGACCAGGGUGGAGAGCUUUGUUCUUUGCGAUAUGACUUAACUGUACCAUUUGCUAGGUAUGUGGCUAUGAAUGGUAUCACAUCAUUUAAAAGGUACCAGAUAGCUAAGGUUUACCGGAGGGACAACCCAUCUAAGGGAAGAUACCGUGAAUUUUAUCAGUGUGAUUUCGAUAUUGCUGGCCAACAUGUAAAAAUGGGGCCAGAUUUCGAGGUUGUUAAAAUUUUGGCAGAACUUCUUGAUAAACUGAACAUUGGAGAUUAUGAGAUAAAAUUAAAUCAUCGAAAGUUACUUGAUGGAAUGUUGGACAUAUGCGGAGUACCACCGGAAAAAUUCAGAACCAUAUGUUCAAGCAUUGACAAGUUAGAUAAGCAAUCUUUUGAGCAGAUAAAAAAAGAAAUGGUGGAGGAGAAAGGCUUAACUGUUGAGACAGCAGAUAAAAUUGGCACUUUUGUGAAGGAAAGGGGACCCCCUUUGGAAUUGUUAUCUAAACUUAAGCGAGAGGACAGCAAGUUCUUGGAACAUGAAGGAUCUGUCAAUGCACUGAAUGACCUGGACAUUUUAUUUAAAGCUCUUGACAAAUCAAAGUGUAUUGACAAAGUGGUUUUUGACUUGAGUCUUGCCAGAGGUCUUGAUUAUUAUACUGGAGUCAUAUUUGAGGCUAUUUUUAAAGGGGGUACACAGGUUGGUUCAAUUGCUGCUGGCGGACGAUAUGACAACCUUAUAGGUAUGUUUGGUACAAAGCAGGUUCCAGCAGUUGGUGUUAGUCUUGGAAUUGAGCGAGUAUUUGCUAUAAUGGAGCAGCUUCAUAAAGAUCACAGCCAGACGACACGAGCAACGAAGACGGAAGUCCUAGUUAGUAUAUUGGGGGAUGACCUGCCUCUAGCCGCAGAGGUGGUAAGUGAGCUGUGGGAUGCCGAAGUGAAUGCCGAAUAUCUUGUGAAUAAAAGAGUGAUGAAGCACAUUGAGCAUGCUAGAGAGUCGAGGAUCCCAUGGAUGGUUAUCAUGGGUGAGAGGGAACGGAGUGAAGGGAUUGUGAAAUUAAAAAACGUUGAGGCCGCUGAAGAAGAAGAAAUUCCUAUGAGUAGACUUGUUGAGGAACUUAAAAUACGAUUGAAACGAUGAAAAUAUAAUACUUGGCCAAGGCACAUCUACAAGCCAGAUUUCAGUUCUAACCAGGUAAACCAUUCUUCUGUAACACGCUUUUGAGAGUAUUGGCGAUUUUAUUCAUUAUAUUCUUGAUACUGGAGAAGUAUUGUGGAACAUGCACAUACAUAGUCCUGGAAUCACUUGCUUCCCUUAUAGGAUAACAUUGUUUAUUUUUAUUCAGCAUCUUGAAACUUGUAUU